UGGCUGUACAAAAGCCUCCCAUGUAUGAGCCAGAGCUCAGAGCAGCACAGGGAUGUGCAGGUGUGUGUACACAUAGCAAGGCGAGGUGCAAAUAUCUUCCCAGCCAGAUCAUCUCUUCCACAAUUCUCCGAUCCUGUGCAGCCUGGCAGACCUUUUAUUUUUCCUUUUGCUGCUUGUUUCCAAACAUGUCUCCAGAGCAGAGCUUCUGAGGAGCUGUUUCCUCACGUGCAUCUCCCUGAAAGCAGCUCUCUCCAAGAAGACGUGGUGGCUAGCAGCAUGGUGGGGAUAGCAGCAAUGAGGACGUGGAUUGAACCAGUGGUCGCGGGUUCCCAAGUGGCCAGUGCCUUCUACGACACAGCACUGCUGCUUGUGGUGAAGAACUACUACAAUCUGACCAACAGCACUGCUCCCUCCCAUGCCGUGGAAGAUGCUCAGCAGAAGGCUGUAUCUAAUUUUUAUAUCAUCUACAACCUAGUUCUGGGCCUGAGCCCACUGGUGUCAGCCUAUGGCUUGUCCAAGCUGGGGGACAGGAUACAUCGGAAGAUCCCCAUCUGCUUCCCUCUUCUUGGUUAUAUGGGCUCCAAAACUCUCCUGUUGCUCCUGAUCUUGCUGGACUGGCCAGUGGAGGUGAUGUAUGGGGCUGCUGCCUUCAAUGGGCUGACUGGAGGCUUCACCACACUUUGGGCAGGCAUCAUGGCUCUGGGAUCCCUGGGGUCGUCUGAGAGCAAGAGGUCUCUGCGGCUCAUCAUUAUUGAACUGGUGUACGGCCUCGCUGGCUUUCUGGGAAGCAUGGCAUCUGGCUACCUCUUUGUUGGCUUCAGUGACCGCUAUCGAGAAGGCACCGUGCUGGUGUGCUGCAGCAUUGCUUGCUAUGCCUUCUGUCUCCUCUACAGCAUUUUUGUCCUCACAGUCCCCAAGCCAGCAGCUUCCUGCCCAGCCAAAGCCAAGAGCGCAGAGGAGGUGGGUGGUCAGCUACCUGAAGCAGCAGCAGAAGGGAGUUCCCAACCGUCAGAGGGCAGCAUCUCCACUCCAGUAUCCCCCUCAAAACUCAUCAUCAUCCUGCUGUUUGUGGCAGCAAUCCUCUAUGACCUUGCUGUGGUUGGCGCAAUGAAUGUGCUCCCACUGUUCUUGCUCAGGGAACCUUUAAGUUGGAAUGCUGUGGAGAUUGGCCAUGGCAACGCUGCCGGGUACGUGAUCUUCAUUACCAGUUUCCUAGGGGUACUCAUGUUCUCCAGAUACUUGAGGGACAUUACCAUGAUCAUGAUUGGAGUAGCAUCGUUCAGUGCUGGCAUCCUCAUCAUGGCCUUCGUGCAGUGGACGUUCCUGUUCUACACUGCACGGGCAGUGAUGCUCUUUGCCCUCAUCCCUUUACCAACCAUCAGGUCCAUGUUGUCCAAGCAUGUUGAAGGAUCAUCCUAUGGUAAGGUGUUUGUCCUGCUGCAGCUGUCUUUAGUCACCACGGGAGUAGUGACAUCUACAGUCUACAACAAGAUCUAUCAAAACACACUGGACUGGUACAGCGGCUUCUGCUUCAUUUUGUCUUUCCUGGUUGGCUGCCUGACUUUCCUACCUUUAAGCUUUGUGGCCAUCAAACAACGGUCAACCACUGGGUCCCUGGAGAUUCUGACUGAGUAACAGAGGCAUCUUUUGGUGAUCAUUAGUCCCUACAGUAGUUACCAACACUACAGGCUGCAUAGCAUUUGUAUUUCCACUUCACAGCAUGCCACAACCUCUCAGCCACUCAGCUCGCCCAGGAAGAGACAUCUGCCUUGUUAUUUCUGCAGCACCUCAUCUUGCAGAGUAUCUGCACAUCAGAAGUCCUCAGAGCAUUCUGCUUUUUGCUAGGCUGGUUAGUAAUACCAGAGAGGGACAAGAAUACAGGCUAGAAAUGAAAACGGCAUUUCUAGACACAUCGUUCAGAGUGGAAGAGGAAAGCAGAGGAUUGGUUUUCCAUUAGUUCCUUCUUGUCUGUUCAUUCAGAAAUCUCAGGGCAGUUCUGUGACUUUGGCUGAUGAAACGGGGCUGCAAGCCAUAUGCCAUGUGCACAGGGCCAUCAGCAGGACACACUGGCUCGCCACCUGCUACAGAAGAUGUUAUCAGCCCAGCCAAUUAAUGUUACGUAAAAGAAAACAGAAAAAUACCACUGUAAAAAUAUGUAAGAUAAACAGAAUUUUAGUAAUCCCUACAAUAAAACACCCCUGAACAGAUGUUCAUGACCCUGACUUUUGGGAAAUUGUCCCCACUGUCCCUGGACAGUGCUUCAACAGAGCUCAUGUGAGGACUAAGACUCAAGAGCUAAUGCUGGUGUUUCGGCUCACACCACCACGAUGUGCUGCUCUUGUAACAGGUUAAGAACAGGUAAGUGCAGCACACAGUUCCUACAGGCUUUUUGGAGGUGUAAGGACACUGAUACCAUGUAAUAGUCACCAUGUUACCUCAGCUUUAAUCUGGGUUGGAAAGGAAGCUCAUACAAUACAGCAACUAGCAUGAGAUGGUAUCACAUAAAUCCAAACGUGAGUCAAAAGUCUGGCAUGUCUCACAAGGAUGUGUCUUCUUACAUGCUAAUUGAGCUAAGAACGAUUAAGGCUACCAAGGUCCUAGACUAAGUAAAGGGAAGUUAAAAGCCCUUAAAUAACUGAAAUAAUCUGGAGGUAAAUCAGGCAGCUUCAGUUCAAGCCAGGGGUAUAGCAAGCAGAAGUUGGUUCAUCACUACACAAUGCCUUGCUCAGAGAAAGUUGCUGCCACCCUCCCCCACAUACAGACACAAUCUUUCCUCAGCUCCAUCACUUUCAGUACCAGAAGUAAUGCAGCAACAAGUCAGAUGACUUCUAGUUACAUCAACCAUGGAAUGAGAUUUCAGGGGAAGGGUAUUUCUGCAGUAAGAUAGUGAGCUGCUCAGCAAAAUAAGCACACGUAAUUUCAACAGUGAAGAUUGCAAAAAAAUGAAACUUUAUUCUAAGUAAAGGAGUCAUCUUUAAAUACAUUUAUUGGUCCAUUCCAUUAAAUUAAUUGAGGUAAACAAAUGGCACAUUUUUUAAAAAUGUACACACUAAUAGAGAAUUACAAACAGUUUUACCUCAAAGUAUUUUUCUCCAUCAAUACUAGUUCCAUAGUAAACAAUGCACAAAGUAUAGUUAUAAGGAUAUAUGAAAGGGUAUAGAAACAUGCCAGCACCAGAAGGCAAGACAGCAUUUCCUAGCCUGCGAGUCUGAACAAGAGCAUAUUUGGCCAAGUACAGGAAACAAAAGCCUCCUUCCCAUUUUUACAUAGUUUACUAGCUAAUUCAUACAGAGAUAAGUCUUUUCACAGCUUUCAUUUUGUAUUUUAAUGGUAUGAACAGUGACUCUGGUUCUGGUGAGUGGGUUUAUAGAGUGAAAGCAGAGGAGUCUGGACAAGGAACCAGCACCGUUUUGGUCCCCGUCACCGAUACCUUCACCACAGUGUGUGAGGCUCACAGCCAGCUUGCCUUCACCUGCAUGGCCCAACUCUCCAGACCUUAGGGAGGGACAGAGGGAUGCAGGCACAGAGAAGCGAGAACAAGGACUGUGCUUCUUUAUUUUUGUGUACUAUAGACAAAAGCCCUUUGGCUCUUAUUGUAAGAUUGGCCUUCAGCAAUCUGUCUCCUUGUGCAGUGGGAAUGUUGCACUGACCAUAACCCUGCAGCUUGAUCUGAAUGUAUGGAUACAUAUCCCAGCAGCAGGGUUAAGGAAAUGGUUUAGCUCCAAAGCAUAGAACACCAAGACCUUCAAAGUAGUCUAGGACAGUGACUAGCUGUUAUUGUUUUAGCAUGCCAUUUACAAAAGGGUGAUCUACUUACACCUCUUUGGAUAGUUCAUUAUUUUCUGCACAUUUACUGUGCUCUAGGCAUGCAACCUUAAAACUUGUCCAGUUCAUUACUACAUACUUGUACAAGUCAGAUACUUCAGCAAGACUUCCAAGUGCUAAGCACAGAAUUAAGCACUGCCAUUUUAGUUUGUAAAUUGGUUCAACAGCACUCCCAAAAGGUUUUAAAUGCCACAUUCAGUCUGCCUGAAGGCAAGUUUAUUCCUGUGAUCCCCAGUUUUACUUCACAAGAGGAAAAAAAAAAAAAUCCAACAAGUAGUUGCAACUUGCCUAUCUUAAAAAAAUUAGUCCUCAUUUUCCCUAUGUAUUAGUUGUUGUAGUAGAAGUUAAUGCACCCAAGGAAAGAAUGUUCUACCUCCAGAAUUUGACAGAACAUCUCAUCUAAUGUGCUUGUAUAGUCUACACAAUUUUGUUCAGUGGUUAUCAGGACAAGGAUUUUCAACAGUCUGCAACAAUAAUCAUAACUAUAUCCAGUUAAAUUGUGCAAGUUUUAACAAAAGUAUGGCUCCUGUUAAAAUACAGAACAGUCCCCUGCUGAUCUGUGAGAGAAUUCUUUUGUACCCUGGCAUCUGCAGGACUGACACCUGAAGCAAUAUGAACAGGCUAAGCACAGCCACUGCUUCAAGGCUACUGCACAGUACCUCCACACAACUGUCUCUGCCACUCAUGUUUUGUUUCUAUCACUAAUUCCACUACUUUAUCUUUAGCAUAAGUUUUAGUGCAACAAAAAUCCAAGUAGAAUUCAGUGAAGAAUCAUACUUUAUUCUUUGAUACAACUCACAUGGGAACUGUUUGUGUCUUUAGGGCUACACAUAUUACCUUUUCAUUUUUCAAUGUAUACCUGAAAAAGCCAUGAUGUUUUAUUGCAAGAUUUAGAACCUGGUAAAGGUAUACAGGAACCUGUAUAAUGCAUGGUCCAUUACUGAGCAUAGAAACAAGAUCUCAGUGCUUCCUUUAUUGUCCUGGUGCCACUUAAGAGAAGAAACAAACACCACAGAAACUAUACAGAGGUAACUGGGCAGCAGUGAAUUAUGCAUCCUCUGAGAGGGACUUUGCCCUGGCUAUGGAUUAUGAGGAAAACUGGGCUGAUUUAAGGACGGCUGAAGGAAGCACACGUUAAACAGACUCAUAGAAAGGGUGCCAACUACUUUUGGUGUCAUUUUGGUGCACAUGCAGAGAGUCAUCUUAAGUGACUUAACACUUAACAAGUUACUCAAAGAUGAAGCUCCUGCACUAUUCCUGCUUCCCUUUACCAACACCUUCUAUUUCUCUCAUGGAAGUCUGGACCCUCCAAAGUAAAGACUUUUAUUCUGUAAGGAUUACAGGAUAACAUGUUAAGAGUUUCACUCUCAGUUCAGGACUCCACCUCCUGCUAACAGCAGUUGUAUAUGAUACAAGUGUCACUCUCCACAUCUUACAGGAAUUUCCUGCAACUUUUGUAGUUCUCCUGACUGGCAUGGCUGCCCCAAAUGUCCCCACACCUCACCCACAGCUUCUCCUUCAGUUACCUAGUGAUUUACAACACCUCUUCAUAAGACCACUCCACUGCCCAUAGAAGCUCAGACCCACCAUUGCACACCCUUAUUACACUGCAGCAAUUCUUGCAGAGGACUUCUCUUUUGAAUGUCAAGUUUUACUUCCCUUGUAUGAGUUUAAGAGGUUUUGGUCCAGACCACAUAAGAAAUCCCAAUCUUCAACAGCUCCAUGUUGAUUUCAACAGUUACAUGUUGAUUUGAACUUCAUUUGGUACUCUCCACUGUCCAUUAUGCUUCUCAUGAACAGCUGUGAUGUUAAUUGCUAAAUUCUCCAGAAGCAACACCCACUUCAGUUUGACAUAAAGCAAAGCAGGAAGAGGACCUUAGUGCUGUAAGGCAUCAGAUUAAAUCAUCUGUAGGAGAAAACCACCACCCUUCCUACUCAUCUUUUGCCGUUUAUUUUAAUAAGAUGGUGGGAAGGCUGACUAAAUAUUAGUUCAAAUUAUAUUUUGCUUGAGUCCCAGUGAUGCUGUAGAGUCAACUACAAAAUUCCAUUUACUCCACAUGAACUAAUUCAAAAAGCACGUUGAUAUUUCUUUGCGGAAAACGGGGAAGACUGUAACCCUGAAGGCCAGACUGUUAGCUAGUACACAAGUGCUUAUUCUAGAUUGCUUCAAGAUUAUCCUCUUAAGUACUUCCCCUGAACAAGAGGAGUCUGUGAUUCUGAACCUAACAGCAACUUAAACCAGAGUUCUCAUUUACACCAAAAAGUGCAUAUUGACAAACUGACCUUAAAACAGGAAACAUAGUUUGUUUAGUACCAUGGAGCUGUCAGUGAAGGCUGAGUCAAGAAGAACUUCUUAGGAUGUUUUAUAUUUUACUUUUUCAUGCAGAGAGCACCAUCUCAUUAGCCUGACAGCUACCACAGUGCUGCAAUAACUCAUCUUGAGGGUUCCAUAAAGCCACCAGGGUGAGAAGGGUGGCUGCAGGUUCAGUUGGUGUUUAUGAAGGAAUAAAUUCCAAAUCAGACUAGUACCUGGUAGGUUGCCACAGGAGAACAGAGAAGUUGCACAAAGUCAAUCACUGCUCACAUUCUUUGCAAGAAUGUUGCCAGAGAACAAGUAAUCACUCAAAUUUAGCAGUAAGCACAGUUAUUUAUUGCCCUAAAUCCCAGUAUUACAGUCAUAUGAGCUCUGACCCCCCUCACUUAGGAUGGUUAAAUCACAUCAGCAUUCCUAAGGCCAUUAACACCAAGUAGGCAUUUACUUGGGGUUGGACUGCAAGAGAAAGGACAAAAAAGUACUUGCAGAAGCAGCUACAAUUCUAAAGGCCAACAGAAACUACUAAGAAAAUAGAUCUAUACCAAAAGUAGUCCUAAAAGAUUUGCCGUGUGGUUCAGCAGAGACAGAUUUGAACACUAUGUGUACCUCAUAGGGUACCCAUCUAUCCCCCACCAAACCAUUUAAGGCAGCUUUCACACACUGAUGCUUGGUGGAAGGAAGCAUUUACACCUUUUGGCUUCUGGCUGCUGCAAAGAAAGCGUGAGGAGAGAAAGCAGAGUUCUACUUUUACUACAGCAGGCAUCUUAGGUGACCAAGCCUAAAGUAGCUCUAGUAAAACCCAUAUUCAAAGCAUGGUGCAAGAGACCUCCACCACGCAACUUCCGGAGCUAGCUUUGGGAAAAUUAAAGACUCAUACUUCCUCCCCCAUUCCCACAACCCUUGAAAGGCCGCUGUCCAACUCAUUCCCACAGCUAGGCUGGUUUUGAUCCCCAAGUCAGUCACAAGUACACUUCAGUCAACUGACAUUAUUUCAUAAUCACCAAGGUAAACAAAGAUACUCAGUAUGAACCAACAGCAUGCCACACUCACAAAAACCACAGUUCAUGCUUGCAUCACCGCCUAUCUGUGGCUGGUGUUGGUAUGGUCUGUCUAGAACCAGCCCGACUCCCAGAUGGAAAAGUCUCCAGAGACCAUUUCAUCCAGAGGGAGCACAUGGGCAGUAGCAAAACAGAAAAUAUUCUUUUGCAGCCUUUUCCUGUCCAUUCCAAAAAAAAAAAAAAAAGGGACAAGGAUUGGUUAGGGAGUACUGUAUCAUAGAAAUAAUUAUUGGGGGGUAUUUUUAAGCAA
This is a messenger RNA of Corvus hawaiiensis (hawaiian crow), 7447 nucleotides long. RefSeq names its product solute carrier family 46 member 2 (gene SLC46A2). Gene Ontology annotation, cellular component: membrane. The transcript is spliced from 4 exons. Gene Ontology annotation, biological process: transmembrane transport. Lineage: Eukaryota; Metazoa; Chordata; Aves; Passeriformes; Corvidae. The record is from RefSeq and is a predicted model, not a curated record. Bases 25 to 1635 code for a protein of 536 amino acids. Gene Ontology annotation, molecular function: transmembrane transporter activity.